Lodderomyces orthopsilosis Co 90-125 is the source of this 1461-nucleotide messenger RNA. RefSeq lists its product as uncharacterized. NCBI's taxonomy places the organism in Eukaryota, Fungi, Ascomycota, Pichiomycetes, Serinales, Debaryomycetaceae. Gene Ontology annotation, cellular component: post-mRNA release spliceosomal complex. Gene Ontology annotation, biological process: mRNA splicing, via spliceosome. The coding region runs from base 1 to 1461 and encodes 486 amino acids. Gene Ontology annotation, molecular function: RNA lariat debranching enzyme activator activity. The record is from RefSeq and is a predicted model, not a curated record. The transcript has a single exon.
AUGUCAGAUGAAGCCAAGAUCCUUGUGCUCAACCCAAGUCCGGAAAAUUUAGAUAAGGCAUUGACAAAGGCUAAUUCCCAAAAUACAAAAUUAGGGCCAUUUGCAGCGACGAUUUUGAUCGGAGAUGUCAUACCCAGAGAUAAGCCUCUACCGCAAACAAAGCUUCUAGAAAGCACGUAUUUUGCUAAAGGCUGCAACGGAAUAUCUGACGAAGUUGAGGUCAAAUCUUCAGAACUGACGUCUACGUUAGUUGAUAUUGACGACAAUCUUAUCUACGUGAAACCCCCAUAUAGCAUCGUCAAGUUGGUUUCAGGCACUACUAUGUUGAUUGUGUCAGGCGAACUUCUGAAAGACAGUCUCGAUAAAAUAGCUCAGGUCAAGGCGAAAAUAGAGUUGCUUUUCACAUUCAAGUGGCCUAUAGCGUUAUCAUUCGUCGAGUCAGUUUCACAGGUUGGUAACGAGACAAUUGAUCUGCUUGUGAAACUUAUUAAGCCAAAGUAUCAUUUUGCUGUGGGAAAAGAAGAGAGCGGUAUCUAUUAUGAAAGUGAACCAUUCACGUGGCCUAGUGGCGAAGUCACGAGAUUUAUAAGUUUGGCACAAGAAGGAAGUGGCGGUAAAUGGUUUUAUGCAUUCUCGAUGAACAAUAAACAAGAGGAUGUCACUGAUUUGAUGGAGAAUCCAUUCCUUACAAAAAAGAGAUCCCGUGAGAACAGGGAUAGUGGGAAGGAAACCGUGACAAAGAAGACGAAAGUAGUCACCCCUGACCAGUGCUUCUUUUGUUUGAGCAAUCCCAAAACAGAAACACAUAUGAUUGUGUCGAUUGGUUCCCAGGCAUACCUAACAGUUGCGAAGGGCCCACUCACUAGAUCAAACAAAGAUCUAUCAUUUUCCGGUCAUGGCAUUAUAAUACCGAUUCAGCAUGUCCCCAACGUCAAUGAGCGAGAUGGCCCAAUACAACAAGAGAUUAACCAAUUUCAGCAAACGUUAGUGAAGGCGUUUGCAAUCCAAAAGCCUUUUCUCAAAUUGAUUUUUUUUGAAUUGAAUCGACAUGAUAAUGUCCAUCACAAUGUCCAAUUUUUGCCUGUUUAUGAAUCACAACUUGAUAAGUUUGCCAAAUCAUUGGAAUAUAGAACUAAAACCAAUAAUGAAAAAUUUAAGCGAAACCAGAGUCUUGAAUUCAAUGAGUUUACCAACGAAAAUGAUCCAGAGCUAAAAGCUAUUGAAAAGGAGAACGACUAUAUCAAGUUUAUUAUCUGCACUAGUGAAGCUGAGUCAAAGAUUUACAUUGCUAAAUUAACAACGGGUAAACCGCUUGAUAUUCAGUUUCCACGUAGGGUGCUUGCUCACAUGUUAAACCUACCUGAUCGUGUACAAUGGGAUAAGUGUCAACAACCUAAAAUUAAGGAAAUGGCCGACUGUGAGGAGUUCAAACAGUUUUAUCGCAACUACGACUUCACUUAG